This is a messenger RNA of Perkinsus marinus ATCC 50983, 181 nucleotides long. RefSeq lists its product as hypothetical. The record is from RefSeq and is a predicted model, not a curated record. The transcript has a single exon. NCBI's taxonomy places the organism in Eukaryota, Perkinsozoa, Perkinsida, Perkinsidae. The annotation marks the transcript as partial.
AUGGCAUCCAGCAGUCCCAAGUCUAUCAUCAACGAUAAGUCUGUCAUCUAUCCGACUAUCAAGAACGGUGGUAAUCAAGAAGAAGCUACUCCUAUCUUCACUCAAGAUGGUUUGGAUGGUUAUCGCUAUCUUGUCUGGGGAUCUCAAGUUGGUACUGAGGAUCACAAUAAGCUCAUCCAUG